ACGAUAAGAAUGAAAUGAAUGACCAUGGGUGGCUCACCUUUUCCAUACUGAAGUUCUAUGUUACCAAAGUCCUUACAUUUAAUAAUAGUGGAAAAAGGUAGCCUCCUUGCAUGUAUAAAUAGAGGUUAAAUCUCAGUACGUAACACAAAAUUACAUCAAUAACAACAAUCUCUCUUCUCUCUCUAUAUUAUCUUUUUCUCUUUUUCAUACGUUGCUAAUAUAUAAUAGUAGUGAAUAUAUAAAUUACUUCUAUUAUUAUAGUGAGAUAAUUAUAUUAGUGAAUAUCAAAACUAGAGCCUUCUAUUUACAUUUUAUUUUAUAUCUUCCUUAUUUAUUUAUUCUACAACAAAGAUUUCGUUAGUUGUAUGCUUCUACAUUUCAACCAAUUCAACUUCCCUUCUAUGUUUCUCCCAAACACUUUUCAUGCACAUAUUAUGACACAGUAAUGAUAAUAUGAUCAUGAUGGCUCUUACAAUCAUCAUCUUUCUCAUAUCUAUUGCUUCACAAGCUUCAAUAAACAUGUUGUUAACUACAACAAUGGCCAUGCCAUUAAGUUCUGAGACUGAUAAGCUUGCUUUGUUGACUUUGAAGGACAAGCUUACUAAUGGUGACUCAAAUGUUCUUCCAUCAUGGAAUGAGUCUCUUCAUUUCUGUGAAUGGCAGGGCGUUACAUGUGGUCGCCGCCACAAGAGAGUCUCAGCAUUGCAUUUGCAAAAUCAAGACUUGGGUGGUACUCUUGCACCAUCAUUAGGAAAUCUAACCUUCCUCAAGAAGCUCAAUCUUACUGACCUCAACUUGUACGGUCAGAUUCCAAGACAAGUUGGUCGUUUAAAGAGGCUGCAGAUUCUUAGCUUCCAGCAGAAUCAUCUUCAUGGUGAGGUUCCCCGGGAAGUUGGUCGAUUGAAGUCGUUGUACGCUCUCGAACUAACGAGAAAUAAUCUUCAAGGUGAGAUUCCUAUGGAGCUAAUCAACUGCUCAAGUCUUAAGAAAAUUGACUUGUCCUACAACAAUUUAACUGGGAAAGUUCCAUCAUGGUUUGGAUCCAUGAUGCAACUUACUAUGUUGGAGCUUGGAUUCAAUAAUCUAGUUGGUAAUAUCCCACCAACCUUGGGGAAUCUUUCAUCACUUGAUACAUUGUAUCUUGCAGGAAACAAUUUGGAAGGUCCUAUAAUUCAUGCUUUGGGAAGGUUGUCAAAUUUGGAGUACCUCUCUUUGAGUACCAAUAAUUUGUCAGGCCAAGUUCCUAAUGCAUUCUACAACCUUUCAAAUCUUCAAGUUCUUGAUAUAAGUAACAACAAAUUAAUGGGUCCUAUUUCUUCAAAUUUACAUCUUGCUUUUCCCAAUCUGUCUGUUUUUGUUGUUGCAUCAAAUCAAUUCACUGACAACUUCCCAUCUUCAUUAUGCAAUCUGACAAGAUUGAUAGAAUUUGAUUUAUCAUUCAAUAAUUUUAGAGGGCUAAUUCCUCCUACUUGGGGAAGCUCAAAUAAUCUUAUCUACUUUGGCAUUAAUUACAAUGGUCUAAUAGGAAGUGGGAAAGCUCAAGAUUUGGAUUUCCUUUCCUCUUUAACCAAUUGCACUCAGUUGUCAUAUUUGAUUUUGCAAGGAAAUAAUCUUGGUGGUGUAUUGCCAAAUCUCAUAGGCAACUUCUCUACCAAUCUCACUGUGCUUGAUAUAGCCCAUAAUCAAAUAUCUGGAAGCUUGCCUCAAGAAAUUGGAAACUUGGUCGGCUUAGGUUUACUUGCUAUGAAUAAAAAUUCCCUUGAGGGAACAAUUCCAGAUUCAAUUGGGAAUCUUAAAAAUCUAGUAAGAUUAUCCUUGGAUGAUAACAAUCUCUCAGGUAAUAUUCCUGUUGCCAUUGGCAAUCUUACUAUGCUGUCAGAAGUUUAUAUGGACUCAAAUAAUCUUGAGGGAAGCAUUCCAUUUACCUUAAGAUAUUGCACAAAUAUGCAGACUUUCGCUGCCGGGAACAACAAUUUAAGUGGUAGCAUACCAACUCAAACCUUUGAAUACCAACAAGGUUUAGUAAAUCUUGAUUUAGCCAGCAACUCCAUUACUGGUCCAAUCCCUCCAGAGUUUGGUAACCUGAAGCAUCUUUCUAAAUUGUAUCUAUUUUCAAACAAGUUGUCUGGUGUCAUUCCCAUUGAACUUGGUGCUUGUUCUGCAUUGAUAGAGCUUUAUCUAGAUGUAAACUUCUUCCAUGGAAAUAUACCUUCCUUCUUGGGUUCUCUAAGAUCACUUGAAUUCUUAGGACUUUCCAACAACAGCUUCUCAGGCACAAUCCCACAUGAACUUGAAAACUUGACACAAUUGAAUGCAUUGGACCUUUCCAAUAACCAGCUCUAUGGCAAGGUUCCAUUAGGAGGAAUCUUUAGUAACAUCACAGCAAUAUCACUCAUUGGAAACAAGGAUCUCUGUGGUGGGAUAACUCAACUGAAUUUCCCUCCAUGUCCAAAGUUGCCCUCAAAUAAACACAAGAGCUCUCUUAGAAAGAAAAUUAUUGUCAUCAGUGUUAUUGGAGGGAUUUUGAUCUCGUUCAUUAUUUUUGUUAGCAUCUAUUGUUUCAUGAGGAAGCCCAAGAAGUUACCUUUUUUGCCAUCAUUGGAACAUAAGUACUUGAGGGUUUCUUAUGGAGAGCUACAUCAAGCAACAAAUGGAUUUUCUUCAUCCAAUUUAGUUGGCACAGGAAGUUUUGGUUCUGUGUAUAGAGGAACCCUUGUUCAUUUUGAGAGACCUGUUGCUGUGAAAGUGUUGAACCUUCAAACACGCGGGGCAUCAAAGAGUUUCAUGGCCGAAUGCAAAGCUCUAGGAAAAAUCAAGCACAGAAACCUUAUCAACAUAUUGACUUGUUGUUCAAGUGUUGAUUACAAAGGGGAUGAUUUCAAGGCCAUAGUGUUUGAGUUCAUGCCUAAUGGGAGUCUAGAAACCUUGUUACACCACACUAUUGAAGAUAGCGAGUCAACAAGUCCAAGUCUCAACCUGAUGCAAAGAGUAAAUAUUGCUCUUGAUGUAGCUUUUGCAUUGGAUUAUCUUCACAAUGAUUUAGAGGAAGCUGUAGUUCAUUGUGAUAUUAAGCCAAGCAAUGUUUUACUUGAUGAUGACAUGGUUGCCCACUUGGGAGACUUUGGAUUAGCUAGGCUUGUUCAUGGUGUCGCAAGCCACUCUAGCAGUGAUAAAGGAAGUUCCUCAGUAAUCAAGGGAACCAUCGGAUAUGUUCCACCAGAGUAUGGAGCAGGUAGGUCAAUAUCAGCAAAAGGAGACAUCUAUAACUAUGGAAUUCUUCUUCUGGAGAUAGUAACCGGAAAGAGACCAACGGAUGGCAUAUUUGGUGAAGAUCUAAGCCUACACAAGUUCUGUAAAAUGGCAAUUCUAGAAGGAAUUUCUGAGAUUGUUGAUUCAAGAUUGCUCAUUCCAAUUGAUGAACAAGAGGAAAGAAGGGUUACACAACAGCAAAAUAUCAAGGAGUGUUUGGAGUCGUUUGCUAGGAUUGGAGUUGCAUGUUCCGAAGAAUUUCCCUCUCAACGGAUGAACAUUAAAGAUGUCAUAAUGGAGCUUCAUGCAAUUAAACACAAACUGCUUCCAUAGAAGGAAGAUAGGCGUCAUGUUUAUGAAAAUAAAUUACCUACUUAAGAUAUUUCGGUUGUUGCAUUAUUACUCUAUUUUAUUUGAAUUACUUUGUGUUGUAGUUUACAUCGAGUAAAUUUCUUCUGUUCUAUACCAUUAC
This is a messenger RNA of Arachis ipaensis, 3721 nucleotides long. Lineage: Eukaryota; Viridiplantae; Streptophyta; Magnoliopsida; Fabales; Fabaceae. The record is from RefSeq and is a predicted model, not a curated record.